Molecule: messenger RNA, 2282 nt
Organism: Pygocentrus nattereri (red-bellied piranha)
Lineage: Eukaryota; Metazoa; Chordata; Actinopteri; Characiformes; Serrasalmidae
Gene: drap1
Product: DR1-associated protein 1 (negative cofactor 2 alpha)
Exons: 7
Coding region: 185-871 (228 amino acids)
Biological process (GO): positive regulation of transcription by RNA polymerase II; negative regulation of transcription by RNA polymerase II; transcription by RNA polymerase II
Cellular component (GO): nucleus; negative cofactor 2 complex
Molecular function (GO): transcription coactivator activity; core promoter sequence-specific DNA binding; protein heterodimerization activity
Source: RefSeq, a predicted model, not a curated record
GAUCCGGCUGCGGGACUGGAAGUAGCAGCAGAAGAAGAAGACGAAGGAGCCGCCGAGCCAAAAACAUUCACAUUACAGUUAAAAUUGAGGCUAAAAUCAGUCUGGAUUCACUCUCACCGGCGGGAGGAGAGCAGUCACACUCGGAGCUCUUCAGCUGAGUCGCUCAAAAACACCCAAAACAAAAAUGCCGAGCAAAAAGAAGAAAUAUAACGCCAGAUUUCCUCCGGCAAGGAUUAAGAAGAUCAUGCAGACAGAUGAAGAAAUAGGCAAAGUAGCUGCUGCAGUUCCUGUAAUAAUCUCUCGGGCACUUGAGCUCUUUUUGGAGUCACUCCUGACAAAAGCCUGUCAUGUUACUCAGUCACGGAACGCCAAAACUAUGACCACCUCACAUCUGAAACAGUGCAUUGAGUUGGAGCAGCAGUUUGACUUCCUGAAGGAUCUGGUGGCCGCGGUGCCAGACAUGCAGGGAGAGGGGGAUGAGAAUCAUGCUGAGGGAGCAGAGAAGAUCCCACGCAGAGGUCGCAAGCCUGGUUCAGGACGCAAGAACGGAGGAGCAGGUGCCAAAGGCAAAGACAAGAAACUGUCAGGCACAGAGUCUGAACAAGAGGAUGACUCUGAAGACAGUGAGACAGAUGGAGAGGAGGAUGAAAUUUCUCAACCCAACACAAAUCUACAGGCACCAUCUCACUUCCCCAGCCAAGACAUGCCCCCUCAGUACAUGCCCAUGCCCAUGGGCACCCCUCAGGCUACUAUUUCUAUGCCCAUCAGCUCCUUUGCCCCCCACCCUUCAGUCAUGGGGAUUGUACCUCCCCCACCAGCCCCUGUGCCGCACAAGGAUGAAAAUGACGAUGAUGAAGACUACGACUCUUAGCUCCUUCCUCCUACCCUCACCCACUAUUUUACAUUAAUUUUCUUAAGUUGUUCUUAUUUGGCUGCAAAAUGCAAAACAGAUGGAACCUGAAGAAAAGUUACAGAGACGAAACAGAGUAAACGUCCACUUACUAGUGAGAGAAAAGGACGUUGGCAAGACUGCAGCCACAGUGCAAGAAGUAUAGGUUGUAUAUUAGCUGUCUGUUUUAAUUUUGUUUUAAAACAAAUUCUUAUUUUAUUGUUGAGGAAAGAUUACAGGAGCAUUUAUCCAGGCUGUUUUUUUUUUUUUUAAUGAGAUAAUUGUUGAAUUUUUGGCGUACCACUUUUUUUUUUUUUGGAAAAAGGCCCCCCAAUCAAGGACGUCAUCUUUUUGUGAUUUUUGGCAUAGAGAUCCUCUUGUUCUUUCUUUUCUUUUUUUUUUUUUUUGCAUCACUUUUGUUUCUGUAUUCUCUUAGGUUGCCGUUCCUAUUUGCUGUUCUACGCUGACGUUCUGUGACUUCCAGGACAUAUCACUCAUUUUUCAGUGUGCUUUGAUUCGUCUUAGCUCAGGGUGUUAUAAACUUUCAUACUCAAGUCCUACUUUAAAAGAAAGAGAAAAUAAGCAAGACGAGGAACACUAGCCCCAAAGCGAUUGAUUUGGACGCUUUACCCACAGGUGUUGAAUUGUCACCUCUGAAGCUGUCAGUCGGACCUGAGCAGAUGUACUUUCGUGACCACCUAAAAUGUUGCACAAUUGGCUGAAGCUAAAUAGGUCAGGGCUUGUGUGUUGAGUGCAGCCCAAAUCCGUGCGUUGAUGAGUGAGUAAUGUGUAGUUGAUGUGGAAUCUGUAUGGGGCAAAUACCUACAGCCUGCAGACUUUUUUUUUCUCUACAUAUUUGUCAUUUUUAAAUUCAUAUUUUAUGAUUAAAACAUAAAAAACUACACAAGACAUGAAGUAAAAUAUGUGGUUUUUUUAGUUAAUUUUUCCCCUUUGGUUUUCAUUGUCAUUUGAGUUAAUAUUGGACAUGUUGAAUAAAUCUCUCUAUAUUUAUAAGCUAAAACCAGGCCAAGAUUGAGCUAGUUUGCUUUUUUUCCUUGAAUGGGGAAUUUUUAGGAACUGAACAUGCGUGCAUUCUUUUGCACACAGUCAUGAUGCACAAACACUCAUUCAUUUAGCCCUACGGCCCUCUUAUCAACCAACUGUGGACAUAAAUGCACAUUUAUAUCAACUAUAUUCUUGGUCUUGUAUCUUUUAAAUGGUUUUAAUGUUCUUUGGGCUGAGAGGAGCCAGACCCCUUAUCCCCACCGCCCUUUUCUUUCUGUGGCUGUCUCUCUCCUCCAGGUGUGUAAAGUUUGGCUGCUCAGAGGCUGUAUGUAAAACUUUUAACAUUCUUAUUAUUUUGUAUGAGUGAAAUAAAGUGGAUUUCAGUAUA